AUGGCGAGAAAGCAUGAAGAUGUUGAUUGGUUUUUUUGUGAAGUAUCUCGUAUUGUUACUUUCUUACGGUCAUCUAACAAAAGACAGGCUCUACUUCAGAAUAAACAAGUUGAUCAUUUUGCAAAUCUAAUUGAAAAUGAAUUGGUGGAAACUGGUACUGGUUUAAAUCAAGAGUUGUCCAUUGCAAAAGCUGGUGAUACACGUAGGGGAUCUCACUUUCAAACUCUUAAUAGGUUGGUUGAUUUGUUUACUCCUAUUAUUGAAGUGUUCGAAGAUUUGAAAAGUGAUAGUCAUUCUAAGGGUGAACCAAAAAGUUUGUUACUUGUUAUGCAAACUUUUAGUUUUGUGGUUAUGUUGCACUUAAUGGUUGACAUUUUAUCUUUGACAAAUAAUUUUUCACAAUCAUUGCAAAAGGGGGAUCAAGAUAUUGUGCAUGCCAUGGAACUUGUCCAAAUAUGCAAGAAAAAGUUGCAAGAAUUUAGAAAUGGUGGAUGGGAAACACUUUAUGAGAAACUUGUGGCUUCUCGUGGUAAUGUUGAAAUUGAUGUGCCUGACAUGGAGUGUCAAUAUGUGAAAGAUAAGAAAUCCAAAUGA
Messenger RNA from Vicia villosa (hairy vetch), 594 nucleotides. RefSeq lists its product as uncharacterized. The record is from RefSeq and is a predicted model, not a curated record. The transcript has a single exon. NCBI's taxonomy places the organism in Eukaryota, Viridiplantae, Streptophyta, Magnoliopsida, Fabales, Fabaceae. The coding region runs from base 1 to 594 and encodes 197 amino acids.